Messenger RNA from Wallemia mellicola CBS 633.66, 1757 nucleotides. RefSeq lists its product as hypothetical. The record is from RefSeq and is a predicted model, not a curated record. Gene Ontology annotation, biological process: retrograde transport, endosome to Golgi. NCBI's taxonomy places the organism in Eukaryota, Fungi, Basidiomycota, Wallemiomycetes, Wallemiales, Wallemiaceae. Bases 46 to 1710 code for a protein of 554 amino acids. Gene Ontology annotation, cellular component: Golgi apparatus; membrane. The transcript is spliced from 2 exons.
GACGACCAUCAUCACCGAACGGUUGCGUAAUUAAUUCAAGUAAAAAUGAAUGGAUUAAAUACAUUCAUUAGCUUAUUUAUAUUAUUAUCAGUAGUUUUUGGUUAUACUGUUCCAAUAUCAGACUUAGAUGAUUUCAGACAAGCGUGUAGUGGUAUAUGGAAUAGCAAAGAUGCGGGAAUAUCCGUUUACUUUGAUCAAUCAUCUCAUGGUCAAGCAGCACUUGGUAUUUGGGAAUGGAGUGAUCUCAAUGCACUAGGAAAAUAUCCAGAUAACGCUGAUCCAACUGUUAUUGCGAAAUCUUACGUAUGCACAACAUCCGCAUUACAAUCAAACCUCUGCCAAGAAAAGGAUUUAGGAAAGUUCAUUGUUGAUAACAGCCAGAUUAAAGAAGGAAAAAAGUCAUCAAUUUGGACAACGGCAGCAAGGUUUAAUGAAAUGCAAGUUGGUAGUUCAACAACAAUAUCAGAUGGUGAUGCAGAGGAAACGAUCGGUGGAAUUGAGAAAAGAGAAGUUUACAAGGUAAAUAACGGUCCAUUUCAUUAUGAUGUAUCACGUCCUGGCUAUUAUUGCGUUGGUAGCAUUCCUAUCACAGUAUCAGGUGUUAAUGCAGUAGAUGAUAAAAAUAUUCAUGCAAGUUUCAAUGGUGUUGUCACUUUUCAUGAUACUAAAAGAUCAGAAUUACCUGCAUCCGAUAUACCCAAAUUAACAUUCUACUUGGUUAUGUUUUUCGUUUACAUAUUCACAGGUAUCGUUUGGUCUUACAUGUGUUAUCAACACCGUGGUCAAUUACUUAUGGUUCAACAUUUCAUAAGUGCUUUGAUCGUCUUCUUAGUUGUUGAAAUGAUACUUAAUUGGGGUUACUAUAAGUAUCUCGACAAGCAUUCUUAUACAGGUGUUUCAACAUUUUUAUUAUGCUUAUGUGCUGUUUUUGCAGCACUCCGAUCAGCAUAUUCUUUAGGAUUAGUACUGAGUGUUAGUUUGGGUUGGGCUGUCGUAAGGCAAACUCUAGAGAAGCCACUAAUAAAAAAGAUUGCAACUUUGGUAGCUGCACACGUAAUUUUUGGUGUAGUAAAUGCAAUCGGUACUGUUAUUAUUAGCUUCGAAGAUGCUUCCAUUAUUUCACUCAUUUUCGUUAUUAUUCCAUUAGCAGUUACACAGUCAGUUGGAUUAUUAUGGACAUUCUAUGCACUUCAACAUACUAUCAAACACCUUGAAGCUAAGCAUCAACAAUUCAAAUUAAGAAUGUAUAAGAAUGUCUAUAGGAUUCUCAUAGCUGCACAAUUGAUUAUAAUAUUCUUUUUUGGAUUCGCAACUUUCACAUUCUCAAGCAGAUUAGAUGAAAACUUCGAACCAAAUAAUUGGAAAUCAAGAUGGUUCUUGAUAGAUGGAUGGUCUACGAUAUUAUAUUACAUAGUUUUCGUUUCUUUGGCCUUCCUUUGGAAGCCAUCUUCACAUCAUUCAAGGUUAGCUUUGAGUGAGGAAGUUCCUGUUAAUGAAGAGGACGUUGAAGAAUAUGAAAUCGCUGAAAGAGGAUACAACCAUCAAGCGCAAAAUGAUCAAGGAUAUGCUAACGUUGAUCAAGAAGACUAUCAUACAGAAGAGACAGUAUUUGCUAUUGAUGAUGAAGAGGAAGAUGACCACCACAAGAAGAGUGAUGAAUAUGAAAGACAAGCGCGUGAAAGACAAGAACUUCUUGGAAAGAACGACUAAAAUUUCUAUUGUAGAUACCAGAAUAUAUUCUUUAUAUUAUAUUUCUC